Solea solea (common sole) is the source of this 4325-nucleotide messenger RNA. RefSeq names its product lysosomal alpha-glucosidase-like. The coding region runs from base 1 to 1002 and encodes 333 amino acids. The record is from RefSeq and is a predicted model, not a curated record. Gene Ontology annotation, cellular component: lysosomal membrane. Lineage: Eukaryota; Metazoa; Chordata; Actinopteri; Pleuronectiformes; Soleidae. Gene Ontology annotation, biological process: lysosome organization; glycogen catabolic process. The transcript is spliced from 15 exons. Gene Ontology annotation, molecular function: carbohydrate binding; alpha-1,4-glucosidase activity.
AUGGCUGAACAUUUAAUCGUAAUUUCAUCCAAAGCCCCUCUGGCCAACUCUGUUGGACCACCUUGGUGCUUCUACCCCAGUUUGUACCCUGGCUACAAACUGGGUCCCUUCACUCCUUCAAAGCGAGGCCUGGCUGCCACUUUGACUCGUGCCAAGCCCUCAUACCUGCCUAGAGACGUCUCUACACUAAGACUGGAAAUCAUUGAGGAGACCACAGGCUGCUUGCACCUCAUUCUGAUGGACCCGUCCUCUCAGCGAUAUGAGGUCAAGCUCCCAGCUGAUGUUCCCAAGAGCAGAGCAGAUAACUCCGAUGUCCUUUACACCACCGAGUACCAGUCUGACCCAUUUGGUUUCAUAGUGCGACGUAAAUCCAAUGGACACACGAUUAUAAACACCACUGUGGGACCUCUGCUUUUUGCUGACCAGUACUUGCAGUUGUCCACCACACUAGCCUCAUCCCUUGUGUCUGGCCUUGGGGAACAUUACACCUUCCUCCUCCUGGACCUUAACUGGACUUCUCUUACUCUCUGGAACAGAGACAUGGCACCUCAUGCUCAUGCUAACCUAUGUGGCUCCCACCCAUUCUACAUUGUACAGGAGGCUGAUGGAUUAGCACAUGGAGUUUUCCUUCUCAACAGCAAUGCAAUUGAGGUGACACUUCAGCCGACUCCUGCUCUCACCUGGGUGUCAACUGGAGGAAUUCUGGACCUAUACUUUUUUUUAGGUCCUGACCCUCAAAGUGUUAUACGACAGUACCUUCAGGUCAUUGGCCGUCCCAUGAUGCACCCUAUUGGUCCCUGGGAUUUCAUCUUUGCCGCUGGGGUUACACCACCACUAAUACAACCCGCAAGGUUGCACAACGCAUGCACAAUGCCAAACUUCCAUUGGAUGUGCAGUGGAAUGAUUUGGAUUACGCAGACGAGCGAAGGAUUUUCACUUUUGAUCCCUGGCGAUUUGGUAACCUCCCAGAGAUGGUGGAAGAAUUCCAUAGGAGAGGCAUGAAGUACAUCCUUAUUCUGGACCCAGGGAUCAGUAGCACUAGCCCCACUGGAACUUACCCUCCCUUUGAUGAUGGCCUGAAACGAGACGUCUUCAUUAAAAAUGUCACAGGACACAUUUUGAUCGGGAAGGUUUGGCCUGGCCCUACAGCCUUCCCUGACUUCAACAACCCAGAGACCAGACAGUGAUGGGAAGACUGCAUCAGAGAUUUUCAUUCUAAAGUGCCUGUGGAUGGACUGUGGAUUGGCUCAAUGGAGGGCUGUCCUCACACUGAUCUUGAAGACCCGCCUUACACACCUACUUAGUGUUUUAGUGUCACAAAUUAUCAGCAUGUGAAAUCAUAAAAAAACAAUAUUUUGUUUACAUAUGCUGUCAAUUGUGUUACGUUAAAGGUCCAGUGUGUAACAUUUAGCAGAGUUUAUUAGCUGAAAUCAAAUACACUCUCCAUAAGUAUGUUUUUAUAAGUUACUAACCAAUAAAUUAUAUAACAAAUUUAGAAUCAGCCCUUUACAUGUACAGAGGGCCUUGCUUUACAGGGGUCUCCAACUUGCUUUGCAUGUUUCGACGGCAAACAUUGUACUUUGUAGUCCCCAUUAAAUUAAACACAUUCUUACAUACUGGACCUUUCAAAGUACAUACAGUACACAAAUGCUCUGCAGAUACAUACCUGUUUCAUUGUUCUGAAUGUUGCUUCAAAUCAUUGUCUGUGUUCCUGAAUCUCAUACAAACAGGAGUAGUCGGAGGAGAGUUGAACUCGGGAACUCUCUGCAUGUCAGCUCAGCAGAGGCAAUCCACUCACUACAACCUGCACAAUAUGUACGGACUGACAGAAGCAUAUGCCACAAACAGAGCUCUUACAAAGGUACGAGGGAAGAGGCCUUUUGUCCUGUCUCGCUCCUCUUACUCUGGCAUUGGACGCUUCUCUGGAGUGUGGACAGGUGAUGUCAGGAGUGACUGGGAGCAGCUGCGAUUCUCCAUCCCUGCUGUGCUGCAGUUUAGCCUGUUAGGGUUUCCUCUGGUGGGGGCAGACAUCUGUGGAUUUGAAGGCAACACCACCAAGGAACUGUGUGUGCGAUGGAUGCAGCUUGGGGCCUUUUACCCGUUUAUGAGGAACCACAAUGACAACUUCAAUGCUCCUCAGGAGCCAUAUGUAUUUGGGCAGGAGGCUCAGGCUGCCAUGCGGGGUCCACUGAACCUCUCAAACACCCGUUCUUCUGGAGCCUUGAGAAGGAGCUGCAGUUCUUUCAGGAUGUAAGUGACAGAAUAGAAAAAGCACCACUGGACAGAGGAGGGAGGGCUGUUGUCAAGGGGGACUGGAGAGAGCACAUCACAGUACCACUGCAGACAGAAACACCAUUACCGAGAGUUGCCUGCUGAGGUACAGGAGACCUUGGGCUCUAUCCCAGAUGACUUUGUUUCCUACUUCACUUCCCGUUUCCCCCACCUGCUGAUGCACACGUAUCUUGCCAUGUGGACCUGUGCACCCGAGCGGCCAUUCCUGCCCUACUACUCCACUACAGUGCAGCUCGCUAAAACUCAGGCCCAGCACACACAUACAGGGCCACAAAGACAAAAUGAGCCAUGCACUCAACACCUGCCAACACACACAUGUCCAACAUCUUCACAACCCGAGGAAUCUACACAUUCGUCACAGCCAGUGCAGGAUUGUCACACAGCACCUGCUGAAUCAGUUCCCUCUACAUCACCUUGUGAGCCUUUAUCGUCACACUUGCCUGUACAGACGGUGGCGACUGACUCUUACAGUCAAACGGUAAACUCCACAUUUGAACCAGAAUGGCUUACUACUUCUCUUAAGCAAAGGGAAUCCAAUCAGUCUGAAAUGCACAUACUGCCAAAUCUCCUCACACUGAACAAUGAUCCAGUGUGAACUGGGAUCAGUGGAGCCCAGCACAGACAGGAGCAUUGCCUUUUGAAGAGUGGGUACAAUGUGUGGUGUAGUUGCUGAGCUCUGCAUGUGAGGACCAGGCCUGCAGUGCCUGUGAUCUACUACCAGGUGGAGUAGCUGCCCCUCUGUGGUUUAAGUGCCUUCCCCUGAUCUGAGUUAAAGUUUUGAAAUGGUAAUUCACGCCUUGUCACCACUCGGCUGGAUUACUGUAAUUCACUUUAUGUGGGGGUUAGUGCGUCCUCCAUUGCCCGUCUUCAGAUGGCACAAAACGCUGCCGCACGUCUUUUAACUGGCACACGUAAAUUUGAGCACAUUUCCCCCAUUUCAGCCUCACUCCACUGGCUGCCCAUACACUUCAGGAUCAAUUUUAUUUGUUUUUAAAUCCCUGAAUGGUCUUGCCCCGCCCUACCUCUCCGAGCUUCUACAUCCAUACUCACCCGCUCGCUCUCUCAGGUCAGCUGAUCAGCUGCUCCUGAGUGUGCCUAAAACCAGGCGGAAGCUCAGAGGGGAUCGUGCCUUCGCUGUCACAGCUCCAAAACUUUGGAAUGAUCUGCCUCUGCACAUAAGACAGGCCUUGUCCUUGUCUGUUUUUAAAUCCCUUCUUAAAACCCACCUUUUCUCUUUGGCCUUUGACACUUCAUGAGAUGUUUGGUUUUUAUUUAUUUUACUUUUUUUUUUUUUUUUUUAAUGGAAUUUAUUGUUUUUUAUUGUAUGGGUGCUAUUUCUCAUUUUGUUUUUAUGAUUCUAAUUUAUUUUAAGCUGUUUUAUCUAAUUUUGAACCUUUUACUUAUACUUAUUCUGUACAGCACUUUGGUCCAUUGUGGUUUGUUUAAAGUGCUUAACAAAUAAAGUUGGAUUGGAUUGGGUUAAAGUGUUCCCCCAAAAGAACCGACUACAAGUCUCUCCGUCCAAAGCAAGUUCGAUAUCCACGAGGGUGUUGGAGGACAUUUUCUUGACGCUGGAUUGAGGAAAAAAAAGUUGUUGAACGUGUGUGUAGUCAUAUUGUGCAAUGUUGUAUUUCUGAGUGAGCCUUUUCACUGCACAGAUACUGUAUAUAUAUUUUUGUAUAGAAAGAGUCAGAAUUUGAAUCAUCAAUGAUAAAUCGUUUAAUAUGGCUGAUGUGCCUUUUUUUUUUUAAACCAUCACUGUGCUGUAUGGGUGCGGUUCUUAAAAGUUGACUAUACUAAAUAUGCUUGAUUCCAGUUAAUGCUGCUAAACUGCUUUUAUUCUGUCAAUCAAAACUUUGUGCUCAAGACUUAUUAAGAGUGGACUGUCCCAAAUGGUGUUAAGGAUUGCAUCUCAAUACAUUAUGUAUUUUAUCCUCAUGUCUUUAUCGAGUUAUAUAUGAGUUCAGAGGUCAGGUUGCUGAAAGCUUGUGUGUAAUAAGUUAAAAGGGUUUUAAAGUGAAUUGAUGACAUGC